AUGACUCUCUCGUCGCUGAUCGGUGUAGCUUCCGCGUUGCUUUUGGUCCCAGUGCUCGGUGUCCCGAUGGGCGCACGAGACACUGCCGCUGGCCCUAUCGUUAACAUCACCUACGGUGCGUUCCAAGGAUUGACAUCAGGCGGUGUCUCCCAGUUCCUCGGCAUUCCGUUCGCCAAACCACCGAUAGGAGCACUGCGGUUUGGGUUACCGGAGCCCCCAGACCCUCUCGAAGGGAUUCAGCAAGCGACCAGCUUUGGACCAUCUUGCCCCCAGCAGCUGAUUGUCCUACCGGAAGAGCUGCCGAGUAACUUCUCAUUGCCAGUCUUGGAUCUCAUCUCUGAAGACUGCCUAUAUGCUAAUGUCUGGGCGCCUGCGGGCGCAACUCCGGAGGACAAUCUCCCGGUCAUCUUUUGGAUUUAUGGAGGUGGAUUUGAGAUUGGUUCCGCGACAGGUUACGAUGGGAGUCUUUACGUUGAACGCUCCAUCGCCUUGGGUGAACCAGUCAUAUUUGUCUCCCACAAUUACCGCAUGAAUGCUUUCGGCUUCCUGGCCAGUCAAGAAGUGGAAGAAGCUGGACUGACUAACGUCGGCUUGCGAGAUCAGAGGUUGGCGAUGGAAUGGGUGAACCAAUACAUCUCCGCCUUCGGGGGUGAUCCAAGCAAAGUAAUCAUAUGGGGUGAGAGCGCUGGUGCCUAUUCGGUGGCUGCUCAUAUCAUUUGGAAUAACGGUGACCCCGCUGGUUUGUUCCGAGGAGCAAUUAUGGAAUCUGGUUUCCCAGUCGCUCUUCACACCGUCUCCGAGGGGCAGCCAUUCUAUGAUCAGCUCGUGCAAUCCACUGGCUGUGCUAAUUCUCCAGAUACGUUGGACUGUUUACGCUAUGCAGACUACGAACUAUUGCAAGUGGCCAUCGCAUUGACCCCCACCGCGUUCAGUUAUACUGGCUUGAGUCUUGCAUGGGAGCCGCGUAUCGAUGGCACCCUUAUCAUUCAGAAUGGGCAGCGGUACGUAGAGCAGGGAAUAUAUGCUAGGGUGCCGAUCAUUGCCGGAGACUGCGACGAUGAAGGCACGCUGUUUUCAUUCGGCAUGUUGAAUAUCACCACUGAUGAUGAGUUUCUUGCGUACAUACAAGAGAACUAUGUCCUUGGGGCCUCAAAUGCAGACAUCUCACGCGUUGGGGACGUCUAUCCCUCGAACCCUAGCGACGGGUCUCCUUUUGGUACCGGUGAUCUCAACGCCUUGACGCCCCAAUUUAAGCGACUUGCAGCAUUUCAAGGCGAUUGGAUGUUCCAAGCUCCCCGACGGUAUAUGCUCGAGGUGAUGUCCAAGACUCAAGACACCUGGGGAUAUUUGUACAAGCGUGGCAAGGCGACCCCAUUCCUAGGCAGUUUCCACGCUUCUGAUCUGCUCGAGUUCUUCACCCCCAUUGAUUAUAUUGGAGUCGACGCAAUCAUCAAUUUUGCCAAUACUCUAAACCCGAACACACCGCCCAAUCUACCAGGAGCGGCUCUCAGCCUGCUGUCUCUUUAUACGUGGGACCAGUGGGGCUCUGACCCCUCUUCUCCGCCCCUCUUGACCUUUGUUGAUCCGACGCCAUUGAUUGAGACCACAGUGGACACGUAUCGUGCAGAUGCAAUGCAGCUACUGACGAAUCUGUCGCUGCAGAUUCCGUAG
Molecule: messenger RNA, 1671 nt
Organism: Fibroporia radiculosa
Lineage: Eukaryota; Fungi; Basidiomycota; Agaricomycetes; Polyporales; Fibroporiaceae
Exons: 16
Coding region: 1-1671 (556 amino acids)
Source: RefSeq, a predicted model, not a curated record